Molecule: messenger RNA, 741 nt
Organism: Cryptomeria japonica (Japanese cedar)
Lineage: Eukaryota; Viridiplantae; Streptophyta; Pinopsida; Cupressales; Cupressaceae
Product: putative receptor like protein 25
Exons: 1
Coding region: 1-741 (246 amino acids)
Molecular function (GO): protein binding
Source: RefSeq, a predicted model, not a curated record
AUGGCUAAUCAGACACAGAGUGACAAAAUAGAGAUGAGCUUGGGUGAUAUCGAAAUUGCAUAUGGUGCUGGCCCCUAUUUAGAAAUAAUGUUCGUGAAUCAAGUAACACUUUGGAUUAAAGGACGAGCAAUUCCAUACCCUAAGAUUAUCAGUGCCUUCAAAUUCGUGGAUCUUUCCUACAACAAGCUGUCAGGCAAUAUUCCCGAGGAAAUGGGAGAGCUGAAGGGUUUAAUUGCUCUCAACAUUUCAAACAACAAUCUGAUAGGCAGCAUUCCUAAUUCCCUGGGAGGUAUGGUUCAGCUGGAGUGUUUGGAUCUUUCAGGAAACAUGCUGUCAGGCAACAUUCCAGCAGAUCUUUCAAACCUCACAUUCCUUUCUGCUUUGAAUCUUUCAUACAACAAUCUUUCCGGGUUAAUACCCCAAGGAAAGCAGUUUGCAACUUUUGAGGCUUCUUCUUAUCUGGGGAACGCCAAUCUUCACAGGCCUCCCUUGGAAAACAGAACUCUGAGAUCUGGUUGGGGUGAAAGAGGUGGUCAAGUACAGUCGAAUAGCACAGGAGUUACGGACAAUGAUGCAGAUGCAGAUGAAGAUGACUUGGAUCGAUGGUGGGCAGUGGCAAUGGGGUUAUGUUUCGGGGUAGGAUUUUCCACUGUGAUUGCAAUUUUGUGCUUUCACCUAAAAUGGAGGUACACAUGUUUUUUUCUGCUGGAUAAUUUUGUCCAGUACUUUUUUGAACAUUGA